Molecule: messenger RNA, 3287 nt
Organism: Linum trigynum
Lineage: Eukaryota; Viridiplantae; Streptophyta; Magnoliopsida; Malpighiales; Linaceae
Source: the annotation of a GenBank genome assembly
CCUAACCCUAAAUCUCUACACUCCACUUCCCACUCCAGCAGCCAACGAAAGCAACCCUCCAUUUUUUUUCUUGAAUAAAGCUGUUGUAACAGGUUGUCUUCGAUGGCUGAUGGGAAUUCGGGGGACCGAACCAUACCCGAGAACCGUGGCUUCGGGUCUCGGGUACCCAAGAACCGAGUCUGGGUCGGGUCUGGUUCCUCAAACUGGGAUUUUUUGGGUCCGGGUACCCGCAUAUUUCGGUCCGGAUACUAGGACCCGACCCGAUCUCCAGCCCUAAUAUCCAAGAUUGUCAAUUUGGUUUAGCUUGUUGGCCUGGUCCAUGGCCGGUAAAAAUAUUGGUAAUUAUGGAUAUAUCCGACAUAAUCGGGUAGGGUAAAAUUCGAACCCGAAGAAUUUUUAGUGGGUACGGGUGAAAUUCGAAGCCGAAUAUUGCAAGUAAUGGGUGGGCAUGAUUUUCUCACUAUCCAACCCGAACCUGCCCGAUUAUACACAUGCAUAUGUAUUUUGUCUAUAAAUAAUCAAUAUUUUUUUCUAAUAUAUUUUAUAUUUAGCAUAUAAAUAUACUAUUUUUAUGAAAUUAUGUUAUUUUAAUUAAUUUUCUUCAUUCUAGUGAACUAUUGUCAUACUUUUCUUCUUACGUAACGUGAGAAUACACGUGAAUAUAAGCAUAUUGGUUGGAGUCAUAAAGAGAAACUAUUACCUAUGGAUAACCGUGGAUACCCGAAACCCGAACGGGUAUGGGCACGGUUUGGAUUUUUUACUCGUUUGUUAUGUGGGUAUGGGUAUGGGUAAAACCCGAACUACUUUGGGUAUAACGGAUAUGCACUAUCCGUCCCCGACCCGACUCAUUGCCAUCCCUAGCCUGGUCGAGUAAGUGGGUUGAGGAUUAAUAGGUCGAUCGUUUUAGUCCAGUUUAACCCGGGUAUAUGAAAAUAGUAAUUAUAUUGUUCAUAAAUUUAUAAAUUACGUCAAACAUAUGAAUAAUAACAUAUAACAUUACACCAAAAUAACUUGACGUACUUGGAUCCAACUUAUAGUGAAAAUUCACACAUUUAUGUGACAUCAAUAUUCAAAUUCCAACUUCGAAUUAAAAAGAUUGGGUUAGGCAAAAAAAGGAAAUCUAAAAAUAUGCACAUUUUGCAAACCAAAAGAAAAAAACAAUAUCGUUUGACCUCCAACCCAGUAGCUUGCAGCGGUCGAUUCGGUAGGGUGUGUGCGAACCCGUUUUUCUCACUGGAUCAGGGCAGUGGCGGAACCAGAAAUCUGAAUGAAAGGGGGCUAAAAAAAAUUACGUUCACAGGUUUGAACCGACGAGGGGCUAAAGUCUUACCACCUACUCUAUUAUCCAAAUUUGCUGUGAAAUUUACAUGUAAAUUUACACAAUUUUGAGGGGCAUUAUCAAAGUGGAGCCAACCGUGGUUGACAACUUUACCAUACACGUGUCCUUCCCGAAACCUCUACUUUCACCCGGACCAAAUCUAAAACCAGCCCCACGCCCAAUAAACAAUCUUCGUUACUAUAAGUGACCCAAGGACCCCAACUCCCAACACUCUUCCAUCAUUCUCAGCCCUCCGAUCAUUCCAGCGGCUGCGAUCGAAACCACCCUCCCGCUUUAUAAAACCCGCGCCACUUGCAGAUCUCUCUGGAAGUUAGUAGUAAUACUCGCACUUUCGCAACAAGAACAAAGGAAAGAAAGCUCCCUCAGUUAGAGACAAAAAACGGAAUCCGGAAUCUCCUUCCCACGCACUUUACGUUUUGCUUCCGCCGUGGAGAAGGUACGUACAGAGAGGGAGAGAGAGAGCUUCGCUUCGAUUCUCUCGUUUUGCGUGUGAUUGGGAAAUUCGUUUCGUUGUUUUUGUUAAUUCAUUCAUUUCUCAUUUCCGUCUUGGCUUGUUGUUUGGCGGUGUGUGUGUAGAUGGAGUCGGAAAAGAAGGCGAAGAGCGGUGGCGGUGGCGGUCCGGAGCUGAAGCACUUGGGGAUCGUGAGGCUGGCGGCGAUCAAGGCGCUGGUUACUGUCUCCAGUCUGUACGGCUACGCGAAGCAGAACUCGGGACCGCUGAGAUCCACCGUCGGCAACGUCGAAGGCGCCGUCGCGUCCGUCGUCGAACCUGUCUACCAGAAAUUCAAAGGCGUUCCCGAUCAUCUCCUCGUCUUCUUCGACAGGAAGGUGGACGAAGCUUCAGCCAAGUUCAACAAGCAGGCACCACCAGCAGCAAAGCAGGUAGUCAGCCAAGCCCAGUCCCUGUUUCACUCUGCAGCCAAGAAGGCCGAGAAGCUUGUGAACGAGGCUCGGACGAAAGGUCCCAAAGCCGCCUUCAUCUACACAGUGACGGAGACCAAGCACGUCGUGGUGAGCAACUCUGUAAAGGUGUACUGCAUACUCGACAGGUAUCCUUCUGUCCACUCGAUUGCGGAGUCCACACUGCCGACUGCGGCACAGUGGUCGGCGAAGUAUAAUCAGACUGUGAAGUGCUGGAGCCAGAAAGGUUACCCUCUGGUCGGUUACUUUCCCUUGGUGCCGGUUGAUGAGAUCCAGAAGGAGUUCAAGCGGGAGAAGGGUGAAGUCAAGAAAGAACAUGCGAAUGGAGGAACUAAGCAUAAGAAGGAUAGCGAUUCGUCGUCGGAUUCGGAUUAGGAAUGUUUCUGAAAUGUUUGGACCGUGGUUGUUGAUGGUGAAACUGAUGGUUAUAUCUCUUGAGUCGGUGUAGAAAUGUUUUCUCCAAGAACUGCUUUGGCGUGAAAUGAUAAUGCGAGAGAAUGUUUUCGUGUAAGUAGAGUUUGUUUUAGUUGGGUAGUAUUCGAAAUCGUACUGCUGGAGUUUAGCUUAGUAGUUGAUUACAGUUCUGCAUAAUAGUUCCAAUCUUCUCAAUCGGCAAUGUUCACAAAGAGCAAUUUUAUUUCGUCGCAACCCAAUCACAAACCUGUACUUCAACACAAAAAUGACCUUCCAUUUCCAUUUCAUCAAACUACUAAACUUACUUUUGCUCCACGAUUAAAACUAACAGGACAAUCCAAAAGGAAACAGAACUCAACGCUAAUAUCAUUAAUCCUACCAGCCUCUUGUCGGUGCGUGAUUAAAUUCAUGUUGGAGUGAAGUCGAUUUGUAAAAUCUCUUGGACACACACACAACCAAAAAAUAUGGGGUCUUUAUACUCGCUUCCUCCUUCAGGUGCAUAAUUAAUUCCAUGUUGGAGUGAAGACUAUCUGUAAAAUCUCUUCAACAUACUCGCAACCAAAAAAUAAGUGGCUUUUAGUAGGGGUGAACAAACUAAACCGAGAAUACUGAC